Messenger RNA from Hippoglossus stenolepis (Pacific halibut), 870 nucleotides. RefSeq names its product histone H1. Gene Ontology annotation, biological process: nucleosome assembly. Lineage: Eukaryota; Metazoa; Chordata; Actinopteri; Pleuronectiformes; Pleuronectidae. Gene Ontology annotation, molecular function: structural constituent of chromatin; DNA binding. Gene Ontology annotation, cellular component: nucleosome. The record is from RefSeq and is a predicted model, not a curated record.
AACGCAAAGAGAAAGAUGGCAGAAGUCGCUCCAGCUCCAGCUCCAGCUGCUCCAGCUCCAGCCGCCACCAAGGCUAAAGCGGCCAAGAAGAAGGUCGUGAAACCGAAGAAGGUCGGUCCCAGCGUCAGUGAGCUCAUCGUGAAAGCCGUGUCCGCGUCCAAGGAGCGGAGCGGCGUGUCAGUGGCCGCCCUCAAGAAGGCUCUGGCUGCCGGAGGCUACGAUGUGGAGAAGAACAAUGCCCGCGUCAACAACACCAUCAAGAAGCUGGUGGUCAACGAGACCCUGGUCCAGACCAAGGGAACCGGGGCCACCGGCUCGUUCAAGAUGAGCAAGAAGGUGGAGACCAAGGUCCAGAAGCCGGUGAAGAAGGCCGCUCCCAAAGCGAAGAAGCCCGCCGCCAAGAAACCCGCAGUGGCUAAAAAGCCCAAGUCAGCGGCAGCCAAGAAGCCAGCAGCCGCUAAAAAGUCCCUGAAGAAGGUGACGAAACCAGCAGCGGCCAAGGAGCCCACCAAGAGCCCCAAGAAGGUGGCGAAGAGCCCCAAGAAGGUGGCGAAGAGCCCCAAGAAAGUGGUGAAGAGCCCCAAGAAAGUGGCGAAGAGCCCCAAGAAGGUGGUGAAAAAGGCCCCUGGCAAGAAAGCCCCCGCGAAGAAGGUCGCCAAACCCAAAGUGAAGAGGACAGCAGCCAAGAAGAAGUGAGAUGUCCUCACUGUGAAACAUGUCCAUCCUGGUAAAAGGCUCUUUUAAGAGCCACACACGUCUAUCCACAAAGAGCUGCUUCCUCAUCAAUCAUCACCACUGACAAUAAAUAUGUAGAGACAGAGUUCUUAACUAAAGGGAGUCAAGUUAUAUAGAAAGAUAUUAAAUAUGUAU